CGUUUUCACUCGGAACACUCGACGUUUAUUAUUUAUCCGAAAAGUUGAGAUUUGUUCCGUUAUCGGAAUACCCCGCCUAUUAUCAUUGAGUUACAUUGUAAAUGGCGGCGCCCGACUAGAACUGACACUGAAAAUUUCAUUGAUAGACCAAAUCUUCUAACAUGGAGAAUUAUUUGAAAGGUGAAGUAAGAGAAGUAGAAAUGCCUGAUAUGUUCUCACUAGGAAAAAAAGAUGUACACAUGAAAGUGGCAGCUGGUAGUAAAAUCAGAAAUCUCAUGGGAUAUGCAAUGAAGAAAAUUAAAGACCCUGAUACAAAGCAGCUGUGUUGGUCUGGUAGUGGUAAAGCAAUUACAAAGACUGUUUCUUGUGCUGAAAUCAUGAAAAGAAAAAUCAAGGGGUUACAUCAAGUAACAGAGAUCAGGAAAAAACGCAUUGAAGAAUAUUAACCUAAAAUAGAAGGUUUAGAAAGGUUAAAGGUAAACAGAGAUGUUCCUGCCAUAUCAAUUUUGUUGUCAAAGGAACAGUUGGACAAAGAUCAUUCAGGUUACCAGGCUGCAGGCAGUUUUGAUGAGUUUUGGAAGGAUGUAAUACAGAAGGACAAGGCAAGAUCAUCUUUGGGUCAAAAAGGCAAACAUGGACUUAGGAAUAUCUAUUUUGAAGGUACAAAAGAGUUAAGUAAUGAUGGGUCAAGAAGCAAGACAGAUAAUAACUAUGACAAUAGUAAAAGAAAGUUAAAGAAUCAGAACAAAGGAAGAGGAAGAUACAGAGGAAAGAAGGAAGGAGACAGACCUGGGCCCGACAGUAGUGUAGCUGACAUUUCCUAGCUAGACAUUUAAAUUCAAUAAGAUCAUUGUAACUAUUAAACAUCAAUGAUACUUGAAGAAGGAUAGAUAAAUGUUCAUAGCAUUAAAUCAUAACAAAAUGUGUAAAAUUACAUACAUCCAUGCCUAUUAUAGUUUCAAAUGUACUGACCAACUUUCUGGUAUACUUAAUGAAUUAUAACUGUUAUAUAAAAUGGCAUUUAGUUUUAUUAUCCUCACUGUUGAUACAUUUUGCCCAUUCUCAUUAAAACACAGCAUUUGGUUUUCCACUGGGUAACUUUGAGAAUGUGUUCUAGAAAUAUGUGUUCCAGAAAAAAUGAAACAUACACAAUUAGUCAUGCAUGCAUAUGCACUUUGAUUAUUAGUGAAAGGUAUAUUUGGCUGUUUAAACCUCACUGAUGUCAUGGAUGAUCAAAUGUUACUAAAUACAUAUAAAUAAAUAUGUACAAACUUAAAAAAUUUGUGAACAAAACAGAAAUUAUAAAAAUGAUAUAAUGCAUGCUAUAAUACAGCGUAUAAAUAAUUAUAAACAAAAAUAAGUUGUCUGCCUCUCAAAAUUCAUUCUGCUUUUUUAGCUCACCUGUCACAAAGUGACAGGGUGAGCUUUUGUGAUCGCUUUUCGUCUGGCGUCCGGCGUCCGUAAACUUUAAAUGACAUCUCCUCAUAAACCGCUGAGCCAAUUUCAUCCAAACUUCACAGGAAUAUUCCUUUGGUGGUCACCUUUAAAAAUUGUUCAAAGAAUUUAAUUCCAUGCAGAACUCUGGUUGCCAUGGCAACCGAUAGAAAAAACUUAAAAUAUCUUCUUUUAAAAAACCCAAAGAGGUAGAGCUUAGAUAUUUGGCAUGAAACAUCUUCUAGUGAGUGUCUAUCAAGUUUGUUCAAAUAAAAGCCCUGGGGUCAAAAUUGGCCCCGCCCUAGGGGGUCAUUUAUUUUCCCUAUAUGCAUAUUGUAAAAACUUAGAAAAUCUUCUUUUAAAGAACCCAAAGAGCUAGAGCUAAGAUAUUAAGCAUGAAACAUCUUCUAAUGAGUGUCUAUCAAGUUUGUUCAAAUAAAAGCCCUGGGGUCAAAAUUGGCCCCGCCCCAGGGGGUCAUUGAUUUUCCCUAUAUGCAUAUAGUAAAAACAUCAAAAAAACUUCUUUUAGAGAACCCAAAGAGCUAGAGCUAAGAUGCUUAGCAUGAAAGAUGUUCUAAUGGGUGUCUACCAAAUGUGUUCAAAUAAGAGCCCUGGGGUUAAAUUGGCCCUGUCCCGGAGGUCAUUGAUUUUCCUUAUAUGUGUAUUGCAAAAGCUUUUUAAAAGAAUCUUCUUUGAAAAAACCCAAAUCGCUAGAGUUUAGAUAUUAACCCAUUGCUUCAUGAGCAUUUUGUGAAAAAUGGCUGUUUUCAUUGAAAAGUCUCCCGUUACAAGUUCAAAUUGCUAUAAUACUAUAAAAACUGCUUCAACACUAAUCAAACUUGGCACAAAUGUUGACUGGACCAUUGCCCUUGCAACAACAUGCUCAGGCUUAAAUUUUCUGUUACCAUGGCAACGAGGGGACAUCUCAAAAUUGCGAAAAAUCACUAUUUUGCGUUGACUUUUUCCAUCAAAAUUGAUUUCAAAGUGCUGCAACUUCUCAAUGGAUUGAGAUAGAGUCAAAUGCUUUUCAGCGUUGGUUACACGUUACCUUAUGACCAAUCUGGGGUCAUUUACAGCCUCUCACAAGUCCAAAAUUUUCUUGGCGAUGAGGGGGACUCCGCCCCCCUUCAAACCCCCCCAAACAGAAGGGGGCACAUCCCCCUUCUGGCAACCCCCUGAUGUAUCUUUUGGUUGGGGGGCCGCGCCGAAAAAGAGGUCACUUUUUUUAACAACAUUUCUCAAACAAAAACAAGUGUUUGGGGCCUAAAUAAGGCAUUUUUUCAUCAUUUCAGUCAACAAAAAGGGGGGGGGGUGAAAAAGGCGUUAAAAGGCGUGUAUAUGAAGUAAUGGGUUAAGCAUGAAACAUCUUCCAGUUAGUGUCUUCAAAGUUUGUUCAAAUAAAAGCCCUAGGGUCAAAAUUGGCCUUGCCCCGGGGGACAUUAAUUUUCCUUAUAUGUGUAUAGCAAAAACUUAAAAAUCUUCUUUGAAUAAAAAGAAAUAGCUAGAGUUUAGAUAUUAAGCAUGAAACACCUUCUAGUGAGUGUCUUCAAAGUUUGUUCAAAUAAAAGCCCUGGGGUCAAAACUGGCCCCGCCCUAGGGAUGUCAUUGCUUUUAACUAUAUGUGUAUAGUAAAAACUUAAAAAAUCGUUUUUUUAAAAACCCAACGAGCUAGACCUUAGAUGUUUAGUAUGAAACAUCUUCUAAUGGGUGUCUACCAAUUUUGUUCAAAUAAAAGCCCUGGGGUUUAAACUGGCCUCGCUCUGUGGGCCUAUAUACAGGUGAGCGACUUCAGGGCCAUCAUGGCCCUCUUGUUGAAAAUUUCAUUUUUAAUUCAUUUUUUCUCAACUGCAUUUUAGAUUGAAUGGUUUUAACGCUAAUCCAUUCAAGAAAAAUCCAAUUAGAAAGAAAGGUACUCUUUGUGUAAUUCUUAUAUAUUGACCAUGACUUAUUGAUCAUGAUACGAUCUUGUUAUGCUUCUCAUUUUUAUGCCCCCAGGCAUAUAGUAAGUAAUUGAAUGGUCUGUCCGUCUGUACAAACCCAGAGGUACUUGUGUGACUUGGAGAACAAUAAGUAACAGUAAAUUCUCUUUCAUCCAAUUCUGAUUUUACUUGUGUGUCUUUUUUUUAAAAAGACUAAAACAGGCUAAAAAGAUCAAUGGAAAAGUCACAUAAGUACCAUUUCUUAAGUAUGUCCGUCGAUCUGUCUGUCUGUCUGUCUGUCUGUCUGUCUGUCUGUCUAUACGAGGUUAACCUAAAAUGGCAAGUUUGAUUUUUCUUAAGUUCUACCUAUACCAAUGACUUAAUAAUUUACACACUUACUAAUCAACACAAAGUACAUGAUCUGGAUACGAGGAAUUAUAUCACGAGGACAUAGCCCGAGUGAUAUAAUGAUGUGCAUCCAAACGACAAACAGUGAUGUUAUCAAGCGAUAAACUCACUGAUUUGGAUAUAUUAUUUCGAUUCUUACACGACAUCAACAAAUAAAUGCUGCCGUACCUGAUAUUAAGCAAAUUGCGCCUGAUUUGUUUCUUAUUAUUGUUACUUCUUUCAAGUGCGUCGGAUUCUUUUAGUGAUUACGUCACAUGUAUAAUGAUUACGUCACAUAUCUAAAUAUAGAACGUCAACUGUGACUCUAUUUGCAUAAUAACACACACUUUCUGUUCUUCUAUAUUCAAUAGUGAAAAAUGCGGGUCGUGUUAGAAUUAAUGAUAUCUUUCAUAUUUGGUAGGUAGAUACCUAAAAUGGUCCUCAGAUUUUUUUUGGAGUAAUGGGUCUCUAAGUCAAGGUCAAUGGUGUAAAAAACAAAUUUUAACAUUUUUGCUCAUACAAUCGUUAUUAUAAAUACCGUAAAAUUCCUAAUAAUCGCCCCUCCCCUAAUAAAGGCCCCCAGGCCUUUUGAUAAGAAAAACAAUCUACUCAUCAGUGCUGAAUUCAUGAGAAAAUCCAUAAUUUCAUUCAAAUCAUUCAAAAUCCAUUUUAUUUUAUAGAAUGAACUUUAAAAUCUGAACACUUUUUAAUGUUAUUACCAACACUUGCUAGCACUAAAUGUAUUUACAAUGAUUUUUACAAUGAUUUUUGGCUUUAGGAAAAACUGUGUUGUAAUAAUAGCCCCCCUUGGCUAACUCGACGGUAACGGAACACUGACUGUCUGAUUUGUUUAUUAUGUCUCUUUUCACAGUUUGAGUUAUUGUAAGGCAUAGAAAUCUGCUUUAUACUAAUGCCUAAAUGCACAAGGAAGUUAAAAUCGGUAUGAAUAAAAUAUAAAGUAUUUGUAUAACCCGUUGCUUUUGUAUAUUAAUUUCCCAAAAUAUCAACGCAACGGAAAAGACAUUUAUCGGCGCCAAGUUCUAUUCAAUCGCCGAAAAGAAUUUGACGAGAGCUUUUAAUGAGUAACCAAGUUGAGUUAAUUAAAGACAGUGAAACUUUAUCUGACAAAUAUGGCAUGGCAAUAUUUACAGUGGGAGCAUAAGUAAACUAUGUUCGUUAAAUCAUUAUCCAGUACCCAAAUGUAAACAUGUGCGGAUAUUAUCGGACUGUAUCGUUAUGAGGUAUCUGCUGUUCGUUUUAAAUCAAACUUUUAUUGUAUUUAAACAAAAAUAAUAAAACAUGUUAUUUUGUAAUUCAUAAUUUCUUUAUUUAGCAAUAGAAGUAAAAAUGAUGAUGAAAAUGCUAAUAUACAACAUCCAUUGUAAGUCAAUGCUCAGUACAUAGAAUUCUAAAGGGGACAUUGAGAAAACCAGGCCGCUGAGAAAACCGGACAAAACACUCGGUCCGAAAGCCGUCCGGUUUUCUCAACUUUCUCUGUAAUAAAAAAUAACUGACAUUAACUGGAUUUUCUCAAUUAAUGCAAAUAAAAGGAUAUGUUGUGCUUUGAGGGUACCUAUGUUCAAAAAUGAGAGGGUACCUGUGAUAUAAAAAUUCAAAUGAAUUGCGGCUGCAAAACUGAAAGUAGGGUGUUUUUAUGAAUUUUACAUUUAUUUUUGACAAUAUACUGCCAUUUGUCCGAAGAUGAUAUGUAUGUGAACAUAUUAAAUAUGUAUGAUGCAUAUAUAAUCAAGCCACAGGUUCAUAUCAGCCAGAAAAAUAUGUCGAGAUGAUGGGCGAUGCAAGAUAUGUCGAAUUGUUGUAGCUUAUUGUGAAGUUGCAGUACAUGAAAAUCAGGCACAUGAUGAAUCAGCACAUAAAUAAAACAUUCUAGUGUUCCGUGGUAUUCAUCUUUUCUAAUUGUCAUACCUCCUUUCCUUAUUACAAUGAAACGUUACUGCAUUGUUAUCCACCGCUGGUUUGUUUUUAGCAGAGAAUGACCUGUGCAUGUUCAAAGAGGGUACCGUUUGAGCAGAUUUCGCAAAGAGGGUACCGAUAUGGAUAUGUACCGUGGAUUUGUUCAAACGUUUCUUUGUUUGCUUU
This is a messenger RNA of Ruditapes philippinarum (Manila clam), 5840 nucleotides long. Its product is annotated as ribonuclease P protein subunit p25-like protein. Gene Ontology annotation, molecular function: RNA binding. The record is from RefSeq and is a predicted model, not a curated record. Lineage: Eukaryota; Metazoa; Mollusca; Bivalvia; Venerida; Veneridae. Gene Ontology annotation, biological process: tRNA 5'-leader removal. Gene Ontology annotation, cellular component: ribonuclease MRP complex.